Arabis nemorensis is the source of this 447-nucleotide messenger RNA. NCBI's taxonomy places the organism in Eukaryota, Viridiplantae, Streptophyta, Magnoliopsida, Brassicales, Brassicaceae. The record is from the annotation of a GenBank genome assembly.
AUGGCGAUAGUCAUGAGAAGUCACCGGAGCAAAGACAUGAGUCGUGGCUGUAGUCAGAGAGGAAGAAGGGGAAGUCGCCGGAGCAAAGACAUGAGUCGUGGCUGUAGUCAGAAAGGAAGAAGGGGAAGUCGCCGGAGUAAUAUCAAGAUAUGCCAAGGGAGUCGCAAUGGUCCGAGAGGAAACACGGUGAAGUUGCCAGAAAAUGCUCAUGGGAUUUCGAAAGAUACGGAAUGGUGGGAUGGAAAACAGGGGAACUUGCAGGAGCGAAAACCAGGGGAUUUUAAGGGAGUUGCAGUAGUCGGAGAGGAAACAUGGGAAGUUGCCAAAGUCAAAACAGCGAAUUUUGCAGGACUGCAAUGGUCGGAGUCGGAGAAGAAACAUAAGUUUUUAGCUGGAGACUUCGCAGGGGAAGUUUGCUUCGUCGGUGUAUGUAAAGUGGGCGUUUGA